AUAAAUACGCAGUUAAUGCAUAGUUUUCCUAUAAUUUAGAAUAAUAUGGCGGCUGCAGCUGCAACAAGGAAAAUUAUCCAAGCAGUCAAGCCUCAUGUUCCUUCAAUCAAAUUUCCACCCAGAGAUACUGCCAAUGAAUUUUCUGGAGACAAGGGAUCAACAACGGCUAAUAUCACACAAGGAAAAUCUGAAAGCCUAGCUACACCUAUGGGACAUAAAUCACCUUCCUCGGGACAAAGCAUAGAAUCAUUUCAACUUCCACUGAAAUACCAUCGGAAACCCUUGUCAAAUGAAGAAAUGGAAGCUAUUGAGAAAGGGGGCAAAGUAUGAUCAAUCAAAUACAAGAAGUAUAUGGAUCUUAGUAACUAAUUAGUAUGUGUGAAUAAAUGGUUUUUAGCCACGUGAUGUAUGGUUUAAU
Physella acuta is the source of this 418-nucleotide messenger RNA. RefSeq names its product alpha-ketoglutarate dehydrogenase component 4-like. Lineage: Eukaryota; Metazoa; Mollusca; Gastropoda; Physidae. Gene Ontology annotation, biological process: 2-oxoglutarate metabolic process. The record is from RefSeq and is a predicted model, not a curated record. Gene Ontology annotation, molecular function: oxoglutarate dehydrogenase (succinyl-transferring) activity. Gene Ontology annotation, cellular component: oxoglutarate dehydrogenase complex.